AUGACAGAGUCGAGAGUUACGUUUGCGCGCUUGAGUUUAGCUAGUGCUGGUGGUUUGUGUGCUGAACUUCAAGUGAGGCCAACUUUGUCGCAACAGAUUAAGGAAAAACAACUGUUAGAUGGAGAUUUGUUGAAAAAGAUUCGACAAGUGGAGCAAGGUGUUAAGGGAGAUAUUGAUAUUAAUGCAGAAUGUAUUUUGAAUUUUCGAGGUAGAUUGUGUGUGCCACAAAAUGUGGAUUUAAGGCAAGUGAUCCUUAACGAGGUGCAUAGUAGUCCUUACCCUAUGCAUCCUGUUGAUCGAUUUUUGAAGAGUGCGCAUUUCGUAGCAGUGAGAACCAAUUCUUCGUUGAAGAAGUUGGCAGAGUUAUAUAUUGCUGAGAUUGUUCGUCUUUAUGGGGUUCAAGUUUCGAUUAUUUCUGAUAGGGAUCUGAGUUUUCAAGCGAGUAUUCACAUGGCACCGUUUGAGGCAUUGUAUGGUAAGAAGUGUAGAAAUCCUUUGUGUUGGACGAAGUUGGAUGAAAAGCGAGUUGUUGGAGUGGAUUUAGAUCGAGAGACCGAAGAGAAAGUGAAGUUGAAAUGCGAGAGGUUGAAGGAAGCGACAAAUAGGUAUAAAUCUUAUGUGGAUUUGAAUCGUCGAGACAACGAGUUUCAAAUUGGCGAUAAGUAUCUUUCGGAUUCGUUGCAUAUUGUGCCAGUAGAAGAGAUUGAGGUUCAACCUAAUCUCACUUUUGAUGAGGAACCAAUAGAGAUUUUAGAUCAUGAAAUGAAAGUGUUGUGA
Molecule: messenger RNA, 777 nt
Organism: Gossypium raimondii (Peruvian cotton)
Lineage: Eukaryota; Viridiplantae; Streptophyta; Magnoliopsida; Malvales; Malvaceae
Exons: 4
Coding region: 1-777 (258 amino acids)
Source: RefSeq, a predicted model, not a curated record